This is a messenger RNA of Kwoniella botswanensis, 1647 nucleotides long. RefSeq lists its product as uncharacterized. The coding region runs from base 1 to 1647 and encodes 548 amino acids. NCBI's taxonomy places the organism in Eukaryota, Fungi, Basidiomycota, Tremellomycetes, Tremellales, Cryptococcaceae. The transcript is spliced from 4 exons. The record is from RefSeq and is a predicted model, not a curated record.
AUGCCGAGCUUAUUCUCAUUACCUUACAUCCUUGGAUCCCUGGUGGUCCUAGGUGUAGCUCAAGCUUGUUACUACUAUGUCUACCUCGAAUCACCUUACGACUACUACUACCGAUACUGUAAUGUAGGAUGCGCGGGAAUGGACCAAAACGAUGAAAACUUCAACCAAUGUUGUCUUCCCAUGACAUCUGGUCAAACUGCUCCUGCCGUCUGUCAAACUUUGUCCGCAUCUUGUGCUGCUGCUGGUACCACCUGUACUUGGGGAUCUGCUGUUCCUACAUCCGACCAACCUUCUACCUCUGCUCCACCAGCUACAUACACUCCUCCAGCUUACACUCCUCAAGCUCGAGAUGCCGCUCCUACCACCUCGACCGUCUGGAUAACCGAAACCACCACUACCCCAUGUGCUACCACCGAACAAGCCGCCGCGCCUACCACCUCUGCUGAGGAGUGCGAAUGCGAAGAUGAGGAAGGUGAAACUAGCGAAGCUGCCGUACCCACUUCAAGUGCCCCUGGUGAAGGUAACACUCCCGAUGAGGGAUUCAACUCCGAUUCUCGGAAACGACGAAGAAGAGGAUUCAAAGUUCGAAACCACUGUGUAUGCCCUACUUCCGCUCCUGCUGCUUCUACACCUGCACCUACCACAGAGAACGCCGCUACUCCCACCACUGCUCCUGCCGAGGAAGAGUGUGUAUGUCCUCCUGAAGGCGAGACCAGUGAAGCCGCCGUUCCUACAUCCAGUGCUCCUGGAGAGGGCGAUGCGGCUCCUUCAGGAUUCAGUGGAGACUCCAGAAAACGAGGUAUCAGAGCUAGAGGUGGUGAAUGUGUUUGUCCAUCUUCUACUUCCGCUCCUCCUCCACCUCCUCCCACGAGUACCGAGUGUGUCUGUCCACCUGAAGGUGAAACUAGCCAAGCUGCUGUACCCACCUCGAGUGCUCCAGGGGAAGGUGCUGCCCCGUCCGAAGGCUUCACGGGGGAUUCUAGAAGACGAGGUCUCAUCGCCAGAAACGGUGACUGUGUAUGCCCAACUACCUCCGCCCCUACUCCAACUACCUCGGCCGCUGCUGCGCCCACUACUUCCCCCGAGGAAACGCCAUGUGAUUGUCCACCUGAAGGAGAGACUAGCAACGCCGCUGUACCAACUUCUAGCGCACCAGGAGAGGGUGCGGCUCCUCCUGAAGGAUACUCUGGAGACUCAAGAAAACGAAGAGGUAUCAUGGUCAGAGAUACUUGUGUCUGUCCAACCACCAGUAUGGCUGCUACUCCUACUUCUAGUGCUCCUGCAGAAGGUGAUACACCCUCCGCUGGUUAUGCCGGUGACAGCAGGAAGCGAGCUAUCGUGGCUCCUCAAGCUAGGGAUACCCCUCCAGCGGGAUACCAAGGUAACGACAAACGAGGUUCCGCUCCUGGUGAAAACCACCGAAGAAACACCAACCCUGUUCAAACUGUUACUUCUACCACUUAUGUCACUACUGAUGACUGUGCUCAACAAACCGCUGCUCCACCGGCUACGACUGCUAACGCCGCUGCUCCUACUACUCAAGCGCCCUCUCCAUCUGCAAGUGCUCCAGGUGAAGGUGAUGCCCCUCCUGAGGGCUACGCCGGUGACUCCAGAAAGAGAAAGUUCAGAAGAUGGGGUGAUUUCUAA